Molecule: messenger RNA, 1135 nt
Organism: Tupaia belangeri chinensis (Chinese tree shrew)
Lineage: Eukaryota; Metazoa; Chordata; Mammalia; Scandentia; Tupaiidae
Gene: OSTF1
Product: osteoclast stimulating factor 1
Exons: 10
Coding region: 169-813 (214 amino acids)
Biological process (GO): signal transduction
Molecular function (GO): protein binding
Source: RefSeq, a predicted model, not a curated record
CAGCCUGCGUUCGCUCCUCCGGCAGCCAAGGGCGGGCGCAGGUCCCUGAAGGCGCGCGACGGCACAGCGGACAAAAAGAAACUUUGGGGUAUCCGAAGUGCCAGCUGGCGGGGCGAUCGGUUGACUUUUCCUCCGUAAUCUUUAGGAUUAGCCUCUCAAGGAAGCGAGAUGUCGAAGCCUCCUCCCAAACCCGUCAAACCAGGUCAAGUAAAAGUCUUCAGAGCUCUGUAUACCUUUGAACCCAGAACGCCAGAUGAACUGUACUUUGAGGAAGGUGAUAUCAUCUACAUUACUGACAUGAGUGAUACCAAUUGGUGGAAAGGCACCUCCAAAGGCAGGACUGGACUGAUUCCAAGCAACUAUGUGGCUGAGCAGGCAGAAUCCAUUGACAACCCAUUGCACGAAGCAGCAAAAAGAGGCAACUUGAGCUGGUUGAGGGAGUGUUUGGACAACCGAGUGGGUGUUAAUGGCCUGGACAAAGCUGGAAGCACGGCCUUAUACUGGGCUUGUCAUGGAGGUCACAGAGAUAUAGUGGAAGUACUGUUUACUCAGCCGAACAUUGAGCUGAACCAGCAGAACAAAUUGGGAGACACAGCUUUACAUGCCGCUGCCUGGAAGGGUUACGCAGACAUUGUCCAGUUGCUUCUGGCGAAAGGUGCUAGAACAGACUUAAGAAACAACGAGAAGAAGCUGGCCUUCGACAUGGCUACGAAUGCUGCCUGCGCAUCUCUCCUGAAAAAGAAACAGGGAACAGAUGCAGUGCGAACAUUAAGCAAUGCUGAGGACUAUCUUGAUGAUGAAGACUCAGAUUAAUUCCCUUCUGGAGCCUUGAGAUCUAAAACUUCUGUUGCUUUUGCCAUUGCAAAACCUUGUCUUUGCCAGAAGAGUGUUGGUAACUGUUUUAAAAAAAAAAAGAAAGAAAGAAAGAAAGAAAAAGAAAGAAAAAAAGAAUAUAUAUGAAUGUGGCAGUGUGUUGCACUGUGUCUGAGCAGAACUUGUAAAUGCAUACUUCUCACUUUCCGUUUGCCAAUGAGUGACUGGAUACUUUGCUGUAUAAAAUAUCUUUAUGUUCACCAGAAUAGAAUAAGAUUGUUUCUAUUUAUCACAUUAAAGGAAUUUUAAAAAAGAAUUUUUU